This is a messenger RNA of Capsicum annuum, 2390 nucleotides long. RefSeq names its product cytochrome P450 84A1. Gene Ontology annotation, biological process: lignin biosynthetic process. NCBI's taxonomy places the organism in Eukaryota, Viridiplantae, Streptophyta, Magnoliopsida, Solanales, Solanaceae. The transcript has 3 exons. Gene Ontology annotation, molecular function: oxidoreductase activity, acting on paired donors, with incorporation or reduction of molecular oxygen; iron ion binding; monooxygenase activity. The coding region runs from base 421 to 1992 and encodes 523 amino acids. The record is from RefSeq and is a predicted model, not a curated record.
AUGCACACUUUUUUAAUUUUUACUAAAAGCCUUUUUUUUGUUUUUAUUUUCUGAUAAAACGCAAAACCUGAAAUAUUAGUUCUCCUUCCAACUUCUAGGCGAUCUACCACUUGCCCAAUUUAUGUACAUGUAAAAAAUUAUUUUAUUGAGGAUUUAGGAUCUCAAAAUUUUGUAUCCGUCUCUAGCCAAUUCAACAGUAUACACCAACUUGGUACCGACGGGAAGUGAUAAAUUUUAGUAUAUAAAGACCCCUCCUAUCCACCAAUAAGAGGUAGAACCAUUUUGCGUUUGCAAUUGCAUCCCAACUAGCUAGUCUCUUUCUCCCACAUAUUACUCCACCACACCAAUAUAAUCUCCUAAUAUCUCCACUCAAAAACAAAGCAAAGAUAUCAACAACAAAGAGAGAGAUUUCGAAUAAAAAUGAAAGAUAUUGUGCAAAAGAAUAUUAAUUCAAUUCUUGAAUCUUUACAAGAUAAGUCCAUGCUGCAACUCUUCUUGUUCAUUAUCCCUCUCUUCUUCUUAUACCUCUUCUCCACCUCUCGCCGGAAACGUUAUCCGCCAGGGCCAAGAGGCUGGCCUCUCAUUGGUAACAUGUUGAUGAUGGACCAGUUAACUCACCGUGGUCUUGCCAAACUAGCCCAAAAAUAUGGUGGCGUUUUUCACCUCAAAAUGGGUUAUGUCCACAAAAUUGUCAUCUCUGGUCCUGAGGAAGCUCGCCAAGUACUACAGGUACAAGACAAUAUAUUUUCGAACCGUCCAGCGACCGUAGCGAUCACCUACCUAACAUACGAGCGUGCAGACAUGGCUUUUGCUGACUAUGGACCCUUUUGGCGUCAGAUGAGAAAAUUAUGUGUCAUGAAACUGUUCAGUCGCAAGCGAGCUGAGUCAUGGGACUCAGUUCGCGAUGAAGUGGACUCAAUGGUCAGGAUCGUGACAACCAACACGGGCACAUCCGUCAACUUAGGGGAACUUGUUUUCGGUCUCACGCGUAAUAUUAUCUACCGAGCUGCUUUCGGAACAUGUUCAGAUGAAGGACAAGACGAAUUCAUUAAAAUUCUGCAAGAAUUUUCGAAGCUAUUUGGUGCAUUUAACAUGGCUGAUUUUAUUCCAUGGCUAGGGUGGGUUGGCCAGCAAGGGCUAAAUGUUAGACUUGCUAAGGCACGUGCUUCGCUGGAUGGGUUCAUUGAUUCGAUAAUUGAUGACCAUAUAGAAAGAAGAAAGGCGGGUACUAUUGAUGAUGGUGAUCGAGAAACUGAUAUGGUGGAUGAGCUUUUAGCUUUUUACAGUGAAGAAACAAAAGUAAAUGAGUCUGAAGAUUUGCAGAAUGCUAUAAGGCUUACUAGGGAUAAUAUCAAAGCCAUCAUCAUGGAUGUAAUGUUUGGAGGUACAGAAACAGUAGCUUCUGCAAUAGAAUGGGCCAUGGCCCAUCUUAUGAAGAAUCCAGAGGAACUUAAAAAGGUACAACAAGAAUUGACUAACGUUGUUGGACUCAAUAGAAAAGUUGAAGAAUGUGAUUUUGAGAAAUUACCCUACUUAAAAUGUUGUAUAAAAGAAACUCUACGACUUCACCCUCCAAUCCCUCUCCUCCUCCACGAAACCGCGGAGGAAUCGACAGUCUCUGGCUACUACAUUCCAGCAAGGUCACAUGUUAUCGUAAAUUCAUUUGCCAUUGGACGUGACAAAAAUUCAUGGGAAGAUCCUGAUGCUUUUAACCCUAGUAGGUUCCUUAAACAAGGCGUGCCAGAUUUUAAAGGUGGUAAUUUUGAAUUUUUACCAUUUGGAUCGGGUCGAAGAUCUUGCCCCGGUAUGCAACUUGGGCUUUAUGCAUUGGAAGUGGCUGUGGCCCAUUUACUUCAUUGCUUUACUUGGGAAUUACCAGAUGGGAUGAAACCAAGUGAGCUUAAAAUGGAUGAUAUGUUUGGGCUUACUGCUCCAUUGGCAAAUCGACUAAUGGCUGUCCCUAGUCCACGUUUAUUGUGUCCACUUUAUUGAAGAAGAAGAAAACAUGAUGGUAUUUUCUACUUGUAUACCCAUCGAUAUACACUAAUUCUUGGGCACAAAAAAAUGAAGGGCCUUUGAGAGGAGCAUAUUAAUGGUUUGUUUGGAAUUUUCCCUUUUUCUUUUUUUUUGUUUGUCCAUUAAAUGUAAUAUAGAUAUGCAUAUACAUAAUGGAGAGGGACCAAAGCAAAACGACGAAAAUAAUUGCUUGAAAGGGAAAGAGGAAGCGAUUGAAUGGUAUUUGUGUAUAGGAGACACCAUAUAUAUAUCUCUCUUUCCUUUUUGUUUUUUCCUUUUCUUAUUUUCAAUUAUAACAUUUGGCUUGUGAAUGUCCCUCUCUUCUUUGAAAAAAAUAAUCCAAAUCAAAUGAAGAUUUCAUCCUUGUUGAUUUA